CCUGUGGCUCACUUUGCUCAGACCUGACGGACAGGACGGACCGAAAAUUUGACCGUCUCACUUCGUCUUUAGCCUACUACUACCAAGAAUCUAACAGCACCAGGGUGCAUCAGUCAAUCCCCAUGUCUACUGACCAGGAGAGCUGCCAUCUGUGUAAGGAAGACCUGAGGGACCCAGUCUCCAUCCCGUGCGGCCACAUCUUCUGCUCCAUCUGCCUGAAGACCUACUGGGACCACGCUGACCACACCGGUUCCUACAACUGCCCACGUUGCCGGGUCACCUACAACAAGAGACCCACCCCGCGCCGCCUCCAGACCUCCCGCUCCUCCACACACUCAACCCACUCGCAUCCCAGGAUGUCUGAGACCUACCCUCCUCCACCUCCAGACCCAGACUACAACUACGCCGGACCACAAGAUGUGGGAUGUGAUAUCUGUAUUGGGAAGAAGCACAAAGCCAUCAAGACAUGCCUGAUGUGCCUGGCGUCCUACUGUGAGAGGCAUCUAAAGCCCCACUAUGAGAACCCUGCCUUCAAGAGGCACAAGCUGGUGGAUGAGAUCGGCCAUCUGGACAGACAGAUUUGCCCACAGCAUCAGAAGGGUCUGGAGCUCUUCUGCAAGACGGACCAGAUGUGUAUCUGUGUUCUGUGCACAGUGAAGGAGCACAAAGGUCACGACAUGGUAUCUGCCGAACAGGAGAGGUCAGAAGAACAGCAACGUCUGGGUGCCACCCAGGCAGAGAUCCAGGAGAGGAUCCAUGAGAGGCUUAAGCAGAUGGAGGAGCUGAAACAAGCUGUGGAUUCACUCAAGAGCUCAGCCCAGAGGGCUAUGCAGGAGUGUGAGAAGUUGUUUGGCGACAUGAUGCGUUCCAUCGAGAGGAUGCAACAGGAAAUGACCAAGCUAAUUUCCUCCAAUAAGAGGGCAGCACUGAACAAUGCUGAGGGUCACCUCGAGCGUCUGACCCACGAGAUCGCUGACCUCAAGAAGCGAGACAACGAGAUCACACAGCUGUCACGCACAGAGGACCACAUACACUUUAUCCAGAGCUACCACAUGCUAAUCGCUCAGACAGAGGCUGAGGAGCUGCCCACAGUCUCAGUGAACCCCUACUUCUCCUUCGGACCCGUCACCAAGGCUGUCUCUGAGAUGAAGGUCCAUCUCCAUGACAUCAGCAAUGAGGAGCUGGUCAAAGUGGCCAAGACUGUGAACAAAAUGCCUUUCUGCCAACUGGAUGAAGCCAAAAGGAGAAAUACUGUGAAAGCCGAUGCAGUUGUUGCCGUGUACAAGACACCAAGCCAGGAGCCCCAGCACAGAGAAGACUUCCUGAAAUAUGCCUGCGCUCUCACCCUGGACCCCAACACAGCCUACCGCCAGCUAUACCUGUCUAGAGGCAACAGGAAGGCAGCCCUGAAGAGAGAACCGCAGGACUACGCUGACAGUGCCUCCAGGUUUGACUGCCUGCCCCAGGUUCUCUGCAAAGAGCCCCUGUCUGGAGGUGCCUACUACUGGGAGGUGGAGUGGAGUGGAGAGGGGGCCUCCGUGGGCAUCACCUACAAGGGCAUCAAGAGAGUAGGCUACGGGGACAGCUGCCGCAUCGGCUACAACCGCAAGUCCUGGAGCCUUUUCUGCUCCGAUUCCAGCUAUUCCGCCCGAUAUGGUAAAGACCAGGUGGAAAUCAAUGCACCCUACUCCUCCAGGAUAGGUGUCUUCCUGGACCACUCAGCAGGCACCCUCUCAUUCUACACUGUGGGGGACACCAUGUCUCUCAUACACCGCUUCAAGGCCUCCUUUGCUGAGCCUGUCUACCCAGGCUUUUGGGUCUGGUAUGAGUCAGCGGUCACCAUCCGUCAGCUGUCAUAAUAUUAUAUUACCUAUGAUUAAAUUACGAUUGUCCAUGUAUCGGUCAUCAUACGUAUUGUGAUUCAAGUAAUAUAAUUGCAUUUGUAAUUUGACUUGUUUAGUAUCCCCUUUUCUCAAAUUGUAGUGGUGUCCUUGGCAAUGUUUUACUUUGUUCUAUUGAGGUUUGAAUUCAUGUUUUAUACUGUAUAUAAAUCAUCAGCUAGAGAGAGAUAUCUCCGACCAAUUGGGUUUGGUGAGUAAAGGAAUAAACAUGUUAUCUAUAAUGUUUUCAUAAUCAUGAAGGAUCUACUUUAGAAUAGACUGAAGUGUCAACUAAUAUAUUUGAUAAAUGAAUAUACUCUAUGGAUCAGAUGAAUAAAAUACACCUGAAGUUGUAUAUACAUGUAUCACACAGAGAAACUGGAAUGUGUAAUACACGUUUAUUUUAUAUUAAUAUAGUAUUUCUGUCGCGUGUGCAUUCAACCCAAUAAUUGAUUUGGAAUAAUUGUAAUAGGAACUGUAAAGCUAGAAUGACCCUUACUGCCAUAAUGGAAGACCUGGAAGAAAGGUCUUUAUAAAAAAUGUUUUCCAUAAGGGCCGGCCAUUGUUGAAAUAGCCGACUCACUGUAAACCGGCUACUUUUUCCGCUUCAUUUAAAUGUUCAUUUAAGUUUCAAUUCGAUAGUCAGUAUAGCCUUCUUCCGCUAAAAGGAACGAUAUGCAUCUUCUAGUGAUAGGACAGACGCCUGUCCGUCACAAAGCGAGAAAUAAAAAUAGGUAUAUUAAUUGCCUUUUUAUUGAUCUAAUAUAUUAGAUACUUUUUUUUCUCACUUUCUAGCAUUCAAAAUAAUAGAUACUGGCUGCAGUCCAAACACGUCAUUUUUACCCUCAGCCCUUGCGCUAGCCACUUUCCCUCUCGGGAAUCCCAGUUGAAACCGGAUGCAGUUUGAUUGCCAUCUUAAGUAGAAAUCCAAUUCACUUACGUUUCCACCUCGGCCCUCAAUUUAUCUUGAGGGAGCGGGUGAACAACUUGCAGGGUUGAUAUGACACACAAUUCAAUGCAAACUGUAGUCACAUGUCAAACUUGUGGCAGUGAAGUGUCAAAUUUAAUCAACAAGGCUGCAUUUUCGGCAUGUCAGGAAAAAAUAUGAAGCUAGCUUGCUAGAAAAUAUAUAUACACAUUGAUUUUAGCGUUGGCAAAUUGGCUUACUCUUGUAGUGAGGAGCCUAUAAAAGGUAGCUAGAUUUAUAAACAUAUUUUUUGGAAUUUUGAAAUUUAUUAGAAUAAAUGACUAUAAAACUAGCUAGCCAGCUAUAGGAAACUGUAGCUAGCUACCUGACAGGAGUGCUAGCUAGAUAUGUUAGACAUAUUUUUCUUAGCUCAACUUCAAUAUUUCCACCAAGGGCAUUGCCUCUCCAAUCAUCACUCUCCCUCGCUUGGGCAAGGGACAUUUAACGUACACUCGGAUGUGACGAUGUAAAACUGGGGGUUUAGGGCCGAGGGCUGUCUAUUUUGAGUUUGAAACGCAGCCACUGUAUAUAUACCUAAAUCCCCAAAACAUGUCACUACAACUCAAUACAACACUACUGGGACAAGUCAAUUUGCUUAGUAGUGCUUAGUCAUUAGUACAUUAAACAAUGCUUAAACCAACUUUUCGAGUAUAAACCCAUGGGGGAAAAAAAACAUUUAAAUAUACUUAAAUCAUACUUCAUUAACGUAUUUUAAUUAUAUUUCAAAUGAUCUAAAUUGGAAGAAUUUAAAUACAUUUAAUGUACAUUUUAUUUGUAUUUUAUUAACAUUUUAAUGUAUAUUAAAUACAUUUAAAAGGAACUUUUUAUGUACUUUUGUAUAUUCUUGGUAUAUUAGACAAAGAGCAAAACAAAUAUACUUUGAAUACACCUUAAUUUAUUUGUCAUAAAUUACUACAAGACUUAGCAAAUACACUUCUACUCAUUAACCACAUUAGCUAUUGGAGUAAUAAUCUUCUCAGGCGAUGUUAACAUUCUAUUUUUAUUCUGUAUAUUUGUAUUAUUCUUUUCACUCAGUCAUUUAAAUUGUUAUUGUGGAGUCACUACAAUGUUGUUGUUCCAACCUUAGUUUUCUCCUAUCACAGCCAUUUAACUCUGUAACUGUUUUACAAUCACCAAUCGCUUCAUGGUAACAUCCAUAUGCAGUUUCAUUCCUGUCCUGCAGCUCAUUUCAGAAGUAUCUUUGAUAUUUCUGGGUGGUGUAAUACAUAAUCCAGAGCAUAAUUAUUGACUUGACCAUGCUUACAGAGAUAUUCAAUGUCUGAUUUGAUAUUGUUACCAUCAAUCACUGCCCUUUUAUGAGGCGUUCAAAAGGCUCUCUGGUCUUUGUCGUUGAAUCUGUGCUUGAAAAUCAAUACUUGAAUGGGCGCCUUACAGAUGUAUGGGGGACAGAGGAAAUGUUAAUCAUAAAAAAUAAUGUCAACCCCUAUUACUUCACACAUAGUCCAUGUAGCAUAUUAUGUGAUUUGUUAAGCCACAUUUGACUCAUUUAGGCUUGCCAUAACAAAAGGGCUGAAUUCGUAUGCAAUGGUAAUAUUUUAGUUAUCUAAUUUGUAUUAUUAAUUUUUUACUUUGACAUUACAGAGUACUUUGAGUUCAUUUUUGACAACAAAUUACAAUGAAAUUAAUUUGAAUCCCACUUUUUAACACAAUAUCAUUCGAAGAAAUACAAAGGGUAUGAAUACCUUUGCAAGGCACUGUAUACUUAUAGUGUACUUGAUCACUCACAAGCAGAGUUUCAUAAAAACAAAACUGUGUCUUUUGAAUGAAUAUAAUAAAUUACAAUUAAAGCGAUUGAAAUUGAA
This is a messenger RNA of Oncorhynchus kisutch (coho salmon), 4670 nucleotides long. It is a transcript of the gene ftr83, whose product is annotated as finTRIM family, member 83. Bases 123 to 1859 code for a protein of 578 amino acids. NCBI's taxonomy places the organism in Eukaryota, Metazoa, Chordata, Actinopteri, Salmoniformes, Salmonidae. The transcript is spliced from 7 exons. The record is from RefSeq and is a predicted model, not a curated record. Gene Ontology annotation, molecular function: protein binding; zinc ion binding.